Messenger RNA from Eremomyces bilateralis CBS 781.70, 852 nucleotides. RefSeq lists its product as uncharacterized. Lineage: Eukaryota; Fungi; Ascomycota; Dothideomycetes; Eremomycetales; Eremomycetaceae. The transcript has 2 exons. Gene Ontology annotation, biological process: cytoskeleton-dependent cytokinesis. Gene Ontology annotation, cellular component: dynactin complex. The record is from RefSeq and is a predicted model, not a curated record. Bases 223 to 852 code for a protein of 209 amino acids.
ACUACCCCUUCAUCGUCCGUCUCUGAAUUGAUAUGACGAAUAUGCGAAUGCUCAAUCCCGAUCGGAACGGAACAUACGAACAGCCACGUACUGUCUUCGACCCCUCGAGCCAUACACCCAACAAAAAACCUGUCGGAGAGGCCUACAGCUUGAGUCUCCCGCAUCCAAAGCUCCACGACAUCCAUCCCACACCGACACGUUCACGAAGCAAUCUCACCGACAAUGGAGCCGUCACUAGAAGACAUCGCGAUCCACACACUCACCUCCCUCGAAUCGCGUCUCCGGCGUCUUGAAUUCCUCCUCUACGGAAGUAUCCCCUCACCCGACUCAACCAGCGACGACGCUCCCUCUCCACCGCAAUCCACGAUCUCCCGACGGCUCAAGAAGCUAGAAGAAGGGACACAAAAACUCCACUCGAGCCAUCCGGAUAUAGUGAAGAUUAUAUGGUUGAAAUCCCGCUUUCCCGACCUCUUCUCUCCGUCUCCUACCUCCGAAACCACCAUCCCCCCCCUCCCCUCCCAACUUACCACUCUCCUUUCCCAUGCCCCCCUAAUUCACACCACCCGCUCCUCCCUACACUCCCUACACUCCCUCCUCCCGCUCCUCUCCUCCACCUCCCCCCUCACGCACCUCCUCGCCGCCUCCCCGCAGCUCUCCGCGACCCAGACAACCCUCAUCGAUCAGGCGGCGCAGGUUGCGGAGCUCCGGCGUGAGAGCGCGGAGGUGGUGUGGCGGUGGCAGGAGGCUUUUGUGAUUGCGCAAGGGGGGUGCUGGGCGGAGUGGGAGGAGAGGGUUGGGGGGGUGGAGGGGUGGGUGAGAAGAGGUGAGAGGGAGAGGGAGGAGGAGGGGUGA